GAAACCACACAUGCAGCAACUGAUUUGUCAUUGUCUCGAUAGAUUUCGGUUCGCACUUCACGUUACUUGGUGCAUCUGGAUCCAUCAAGCAUCAUGGAGACAUCGUCCACUCCUGUGGCUUCACCAAAUCUCUGGUUUGCUCUGAAGAUCCUACGAUAUACGUACCCGACUCUCGUCUUUUUCUAUUUCUUCAUCGCCCUUGGUAUCACUGUGUGUUACAUGCAAGCAGAGAAAUCUCAAGUCCAGGAUCAGUAUGUUCGUCGUGGGCUGAUAUUGUGCUUCAUUGGAGGUCUUACCGGAACAUAUGCUGUCGAAAUAAUUGUCGCCAUUAUCAAGUCGUCGGUGGAAAACUGGAAUCCAGGACAAGACCGAGUUGUUUACCUCAUCUCAUCAACUCUGGUCUUUCUGGUUGAGAUAAUUGCCCUCGGAGACACGAAAUUUCCUACAUGGUAUCCAUACUAUGGAACUUGGGUCAUAGGUCUUUGCGUGGAAAUCUGCUUAAUCACUUUACCAAAUGUGUUUUCUCCGCCGCCCAACUCGGCUUUCGAUUACAUACUCAUUACUAUACAAGCUAUGAGAAUCUUCAAUCUCAUCGCCUUACCUGUUAUCUACUUAUAUAUUCGCAACACAGACAUAGUACCCGAAACUAUCGAUGCAGAACGACAAUCACUAUUAAAGAAGCCCUCGGAUCCAUCCAGCUCCGAAAGCUCCACCCUAAACGGGAAUGGAUAUGGCACAACGGGUGAGUCUACUACCCAAGAUCAUGAAGAUGUAGGAGACGAGUCGGAUACGGCCAGUAUAGCUUCGGAAGACUCUUAUCUGAAAGAUCAGCGCAAAUCAAAAGAGGCUAUUGCGAAAAGACUUAAGGAAGACGGAAACUGGUGGACUUACCUCAAGGGAUUUUCUAUGUUUAUUCCUUUUGUUUGGCCAGUGAAUCACAAAAUGCUCCAGCUCAGGGCUGUUCUUGUUGCAAUCACUUUAUUGGCAAGCAAUGCUUUAAAUCUUCUUGUUCCAAUACAGUUUGGUAUAAUGGUGCAAAGCCUAAUCAACUAUACUGGGGGUGAUCAUAGCCAUAACAUUUGGACGCCUGUCCUUCUAUACUCGCUUCUUAGGUACAUAAACGGCGGUUCGUGUCUCACAGUAAUAAGAACAUGGCUCUGGAAUCCCUUGGAACAGUACGCAUACAAAACACUCAGUUUAGCCGCCCAUAGCCAUAUCAUGAACUUGUCUUCCGAUUUUCAUGACAGCAAAUCAUCCUCGGACCUGUUUCAGGUAGUACAUGGAGGUCGAUCGGUCGCAGAUUUGAUGGAGAUGAUCUGUUUUCAGGUAGUCCCGAUGAUUAUCGAUUUGGUCAUCGCGUUCAUCUACUUUGGUGCCUUUGGACCUUAUAUGUUUCUUGUCUUGGUUGUCACAUUUGUAUCUUAUAUGUAUGCUACGGUAAAACUGAUCUCCAUGAGAACAAAUCAACGCCGGGAUUACAUAACAUUUGCCAGAAAGGAAUGGACAACAGGGCAAGAGUCACUGGAUGGCUGGACGACUGCCAACCUUUUCAACAUGGUACCCUACGAGAAUGAACGCUACUCCGGAGUCAUCAAAGAACAUAUUGACUCUAAAUGGGCCUAUGAAUGGUUCUGGUACAUUGCUUCCAUGGCAAAAAGCUUGAUUAUGUGCUUUGGGCUGACAGGCGUACUCUGUCUUGGUGCCUAUUCGGUAGUGUAUGAAGGUCAGACUGUUGGAAAGUUCACUACCUUGCUUAUGUUUUGGGGUCAAAUACAAGAACCACUAUCAUUCCUUGCUUCGGCAUAUAGAACUAUCUCUAGUUCCUUGAUAGAUGCCGAACGCCUUCUUGAACUACUGAAAACAGAGCCCUCAAUCAAAGAAGCUCCUGAUGCCAAAGACCUAGAGAUUACCAAAUGCGAAAUUGAGUUCAACGAUGUCUGUUUUUCCUAUGAUGAGCGAAAGCCUAUCUUGAAGAAUGUUAGUUUCUUUGCUCCAGGUGGAAAGACGAUUGCAUUUGUCGGUGAGACUGGCGGAGGUAAAUCAACAAUGUUAAAAUUGAUGGAUCGUUUCUAUGACGUCAAAUCAGGAAGUAUCAAGAUUGAUGGUCAAGACAUUCGAGACAUCAAAAUGCACAGUCUGCGCAGCCAUGUUGGUGUUGUUCCACAGGACCCUACUCUUUUCAAUGAUACCGUCAUGAAUAAUAUUCGAUAUGCUCGUUUGGAUGCAACCGACGAGGAAGUAUACGAAGCCUGUAAAGCUGCCGCCGUUCAUGACAAGAUUAUGAAAUUUGCAGAUGGUUACAAUUCUAAAGUUGGUGAUCGUGGCGUAAAACUUUCGGGCGGAGAGAAACAACGUGUUGCGAUUGCUCGUGCUAUACUAAAGCAGCCAAAAAUCAUUCUGCUCGAUGAAGCUACCAGCGCUGUUGACACAGAGACGGAACAAAAAAUUCAGGAAGGAUUCAAUGCAUUGUGCAAAGGUCGAACAACGUUUAUUGUUGCUCAUCGAUUGUCAACUGUGAUGAAUGCUGAUCAUAUUGUUGUUGUCAUGGAUGGCCAGAUAGUCGAACAAGGAUCUCACGAUAAGUUGUUUCACUCCAAGGGGCGAUACGCAGACCUAUGGGCGAAACAAAUCUUCGUCAAACCUUCUGACAGGAAAUCAAGGUCCAAAUCCAGAUCAAAGAGCCCUGCAAAAAAGGAUGCAGCUCUCCUUAACGAUCUCGCUACCGAGGACAAGACGGUCAAUCUUGCGACAGCAGCAAAAGAUCAUGACCACUCACAGGACGAUGGAAUGGGGGAUGAUAACGACAAAAGCUCCAGCGUCAAAUCAAAAGAUGAAUCAAAACGCAAAGCAGGCGAACUUAAUCAUGCGAGCCUACUCUCAAAGGCAGAUUCUUCGAAACUCAAGAUUACUAAUCUCAGUAAACCCAAGUUCCCCGCAGGUGGCAUGGAGGUUCAAACUAAAAAACAGCCUCUUGGGGGAAUUCCUCGUCCAACUCCUGCUCAUCGGCCUGCUACUACCCCUCAGCCAGCAACUGCCACUGCUCGUCCUACUACUACCAGUUCUCACCCAAGAACCUCUCGUCCUUCCAGUCCUCAACGCAAAUUUUUUACGACCCAAUCAAUUGAACAGACAUGUAAGGCACAUUCAGCUGAGAGUCCACCUCGUCCACCAAUCUUGAGCCAACCAAGAUCUCUCUUUUGUACUGGUAAUUUGCCCGUUCCGAUUCACGCCAAAAAUGUUCUUGAUCACCCGAAUCCGUGGGGAGAGGAACAACCUUGUAGAACUCCUUCUUCUACUCAUUCGGCGCUUUCCUCCAAAUCAGUUCGAAUUAGUGCUGAUUUAAAGAAUGAGAAGAUAGAUACCGUAUUUAAGGCAGACAACAGUAAGUUGGAUAAUGGUAAAAUCGAUGGAAAUGUGCAAGAUAAGGUAGAGAAAUUGGACAAAGGAUUGCCUAAAGGACUGCCCAAAGGAUUACCCAGAGGUGCAAUGUCUAUUCAACUACCACAGCAUAUGACCAACGGACCAGUUGAAGAAAGGCAACGUAAAAUCUCCGCUGUGGAAAACCAUACAAAUUUCACUGCAGUCUCUGAGCUCACUCCAUUGCUCGCUUCAAAAGACUCGCCCAUCCGGAUCGGUCCUAAUUUCUCCACUCCCAAAGACAUUCUCAAAGCACAGAAGAAACAACUAGCAAAAGAAAGAAGGAAAUCAGGUUCUUCUUCACGAACUGUCAGUGAGCCAGUGAAUACCGUAUCACCAGCUCCCCUUAUCGAAGCCUCUCUCGUCCAGUCAGCAACACUGGUUGAAGUACAAACUAAAGAGGCAAUUAAGGAACACAGAAAGAGAAAUAAGGAAGAACGCAAAGCAGAGUCUUCAAGAAAGAAAGAAGAUAGUAUCAGAAAAAAGGCGGAAAAGAAAUUGAAAAAACAUGGUUUUGGCAGUGUUAUUGCUGCUGGCAGUGAAGGUGAGAUUGGUGGUUAUAGUACUGCUGCUACAAAAGACUUUGCUACAAGUGAGAUGAAUACUGAUAAUAAGGAUAUUACCUUGGAGGAAACAACUGGAUUUUUUGGUUUUACGGACGGAACUGUAGAAUCUGAGAUAGAUAUCCCAAAUUCUGUUCAGAGUGAGACGACAGAUGAUAUAAUGAUUCCCACCGCAGCACAAUUAGCAGCAGAUGCUCAUUAUCCCCAGAAAGACCGAAGAAUACAAUCGAAAAGCGAACCAAGAGGCAAUAGUGCUAGUCGUGAAUCAGAUGGUGUGGGUACUGGCUCGCAGGAUACAAUUGUGAUUAUGAGGGAAGGAGAUGUAGAAAGUAAAAGUGGUACCAAUUCUUUAACUAGAUAUCCGUCGGUAAGCGGAGAUGGAGUCGCAAUUGAAACCCCCAGGGCAGGAGAGAGAAAAGGUAUCUUGAAGAAUUUCGCGCAAGAAAAAAGAAGAGCUAGUGCGCCGGCGAGAGAGGGGUUUGGUUAUGAGGAGAGGGGAGGGAGAGAGCGCUUGAAGAGGAGGGAAAGAAUACCGACACCGAUGGCGAUGGUGGGGGGGUUGAUAGGAACGGGAUUAGGGGGUUUAGGGUUUGGUGUACCAGUUAUGCCGGAGAGGGAGAGGGAGAGGGGACCGCCGGUUUCGUUGGGGAGGAAUAUGCAUUUGAAUGUGGGUAUGCAAGGACAGGGACAAGGACAGGCAGAGAAUUUCGUGAGUGGAGGCAGAAGAAUGUAUAUAGGAGGGGGAUUGAUGAGGGGAAAGAAGAGACAGUGGAGGAUUAGGAGUCGAGCUAUGGAGUCUUCUUGGAAGGGAGAAGGAAGUGUACAUGAGGGGAUGGACGGAAGUGGAACUGUAAUGGAAACUGGUAUGGGAAGUGCGGGUGCAAAUUUGAGGAUAGGAAUGGAUGGAAUGGGGAGUAUUGAGGGCGGUGGAAGGGUUAGGGAGGGAAGUGUGAAAUUGAGUGAGAAAGAAAGGGGUGGAGUGCAGAGGGUAAGUGAGAACGGAGAUGGAGAUGGAAAUGGAGAUGCAAGUGGAGACGGACGGGGAAAGGAGAAGGAAAAGGGAAAGGGAAAGGGAGGUGUAAGGUUUGCUGAUGAUGUUUAGGACUAGGUUUUUAUGUGGGAUGAGGAUAACGAGGUCAUUGUUGAUGGUGUUGAGUUUUGCAAUCGCUUGUUUUACUUAUAUCGAUUACCUUAAUGGUACUGGUAUUCGAGCAUGUUUUAAAGUAGCUUUACUUUAUAUGUUGUUAGUUAU
Messenger RNA from Botrytis cinerea B05.10, 5232 nucleotides. RefSeq lists its product as hypothetical. Lineage: Eukaryota; Fungi; Ascomycota; Leotiomycetes; Helotiales; Sclerotiniaceae. Gene Ontology annotation, biological process: transmembrane transport. Gene Ontology annotation, cellular component: membrane. The record is from RefSeq and is a predicted model, not a curated record. Gene Ontology annotation, molecular function: ATP binding; ABC-type transporter activity; ATP hydrolysis activity. The transcript has 13 exons. Bases 94 to 5082 code for a protein of 1662 amino acids.